UUUUUGGUGGUCGUCUUGGAAGUCAGAGGUUGGGGGACUUUUGGGUUUUGGAUACUGACAUAUGGCAAUGGUCUGAACUAACUGGAUUUGGAGACUUGCCAUCUCCUCGGGAUUUUGCAGCAGCUUCAGCUGUUGGAAACCGAAAAAUUAUUAUGUAUGGUGGAUGGGACGGAAAGAAAUGGCUAUCUGAUGUUUAUGUCUUGGACACUAUUUCGCUUGAAUGGAUGGAGCUAUCAGUUUCUGGAACAUUGCCACAGCCCCAGAUUGGGCCAUACCUGCCACUAUGGGUUGAAAAAACGAUUGCUUGUAUACGGUGGAAGAGGAGGAGGCGGACCAAUUAUGGGUGAUUUAUGGGCUUUGAAGGGUCUAAUUGAAGAAGAGAAUGAAGCACCUGGAUGGACUCAAUUAAAGCUUCCAGGUCAAGCACCUUCUCCCCGAUGUGGCCAUACAGUUACGUCUGGAGGACAUUAUUUGUUGAUGUUUGGAGGACAUGGGACUGGUGGAUGGUUGAGUCGUUAUGAUAUCUAUUACAAUGACUGCAUUAUAUUAGACAGAGUUUCAGCACAGUGGAAACGGCUCUCCAUAGGCAGUGAACCCCCUCCUGCUAGAGCGUACCACUCUAUGUCAGUUGUUGGAUCACGGUAUUUGCUAAUUGGUGGUUUUGAUGGGAAAACGACUUAUGGUGAUCCAUGGUGGUUAGUCCCUCAAGAGGAUCCAAUUGCAAAUAGAUUAACUGCAUCUCCACCCAGAAAUAUUCCUGAAAGUAAGGAAUUUGCUUUCAACGAUGAUUUUCAACCUCAACUAAAGGUAUUGGUUAAUCUUGUUUUGUUUGCAGACAUCUCACUUUGCGAUCCAUCCCAUAUUUGUCUUAACUAG
Molecule: messenger RNA, 876 nt
Organism: Vigna umbellata (rice bean)
Lineage: Eukaryota; Viridiplantae; Streptophyta; Magnoliopsida; Fabales; Fabaceae
Source: RefSeq, a predicted model, not a curated record